AUGCCUGGGAAAACAAAUCCGGCUGAUGUCUUAUCGAGACUCCCUCUAACGGGUCAACCCUUCAGGGAGCGCAGCAUUGCGGAGGAAUACAUCAACUAUGUGACAGCGAACGUGGUGCCAAAAGCGUUAACACUGGCCCGGAUCAUUGAUGCAACGUCUGCAGAUCCAGUUUUGUCACAAGUGAAACAGUGUUUAAGCACAGGGGUUUGGCCUGGUACCCCGGAACUGUUACCGUACAAACGGCUCAAAGAUGAACUGUGUGUUAGUACUGGUGUGGUGUUGCGAGGGUCAAGGAUUGUUGUACCGGUUACCUUGCAGCAUGAGACACUUUGUGUUGCGCAUGAAGGUAUUGUGCGCACCAAACAGAUGAUUCGUGAGAAGGUUUGGUGGCCAGGAAUUCUGCAGCACGUGGAAACAAUGAUCAAAGCGUGUAUACUGUGUCAGGCUGCUACACAUACAAAGUCAGCGGUAGAGCAACUGAGACCCACUACUAUGCCUGCGCAACCAUGGCAGGAAGUUCACAUAGACCUGUGUGGGCCAUUUCCCACAGGUGAAACCCUGCUUGUGUGCAAAGACGCGUGCACUAGAUGGCCGGAGGUGGUCAUCUUGAAAUCCACGACUUCUGCCGCUAUCAUCGGACAUCUUCGCAAAAUAUYUGCAUCUUAUGGAUUACCUGACAAGGUGAUUACCGACAAUGGAUCGAACCUAGUUUCUCAGGAGUUUGAGGACUUCUUGACGACUCAUGGUGUACAACACCGCAAGGUAACACCCUACUGGCCUCAAGCGAAUGCGGAAGUGGAAAGGUUCAAUCGUACCAUUGGAAAAGCAAUUCGUGCUCUACAUGCGGAGGGGAAGAACUGGCGGAAUGAAAUUUUUACCUUCCUCUUAAAUUAUCGUUCGACUCAACAUUCAUCGACAGGAGUGUCACCAGCGCUAUUGCACCUGGGAAGGGAAAUCCGCACAAAAGUCCCACAAGUCGGAAUGCAGUGUUUUUUUAAACGCAUUAAAAACCGCACAAGAGAGAUAUCAACAGAUGAAACAGCGGAUGAAGGUGUACGCAGAUAA
Messenger RNA from Exaiptasia diaphana, 1065 nucleotides. RefSeq lists its product as uncharacterized. Gene Ontology annotation, biological process: DNA integration. Gene Ontology annotation, molecular function: nucleic acid binding. NCBI's taxonomy places the organism in Eukaryota, Metazoa, Cnidaria, Anthozoa, Actiniaria, Aiptasiidae. The record is from RefSeq and is a predicted model, not a curated record. Bases 1 to 1065 code for a protein of 354 amino acids. The transcript has a single exon.